UCCCCGUGCAGCCGGCCUGGAAAGUGUGGCAGAAACGUCCCGGCUGCUCGAUUACUUUAAUCUUUAUUUUUAUCUGUGACAAGUACUGAAGAAGCAAAAACAUUUCUUUAGAGGAGACUGCAACUUGCUAACAGAAAGUCACCGAACAGUCGAAAACUGGAGAAUUUGAGAAGUGGCUGCAGUUUCCAGGAGCACCGAACUGGUUGAGGCACAGGGAAGAUGUGGUUUCUCUCCUGCGGGAGCUUCGACAUCAAGUCUCCCCUGCCUGGCUUCAUCCUGUAUUUCACAGCAUCCCUCGUUCAAAAGCUGGAAGCAGCCCCAUUCACGCUGGUGGGAUCUGCCGGCCCCGUGGCAGCAGUUGCGGGCCAGGGCGUCGUGUUGCCCUGCAGCCUGCACCCCCGGAGGAGCGCUGCCAACAUGACGGUGAAGUGGACCCGAGUCGCCGACGUCGUGCACCACUAUGGCAGCGGGCAGGACUGGCAUGAGGAGCAGGGGCCGAGCUAUCAUGGGAGGACAGGGCUGUCCAAAGAGGAUCUUGCCAGUGGGAACACAGCCCUGAGCAUCACUGUGGUCAGGCCCGCCGAUGAAGGCCAGUACAUCUGUUUUGUUCAGGAUGGUUCUGAUUAUGAACAUGCCACGUUAACACUGGAAGUAGCAGUUCCCUUUUCCCUAGGAGUGUUUCCCUGGAUGGUGGCUCUGAUUGUGACCCUGGUGGCUUGGAUGGGGUCCCUUGGCCUCAUCGCUUACCUGCUUAAAACUAAAGCGAGACAGUCAGCGGAAUGGAGCAGAAAAGCUGCGGAACUUGAGUGGAGAAGACGCGUCAUGCCCAUCCAGAAAGCAGACGUGACGUGGGAUCCCGACACGGCUCACCCUCUCCUCCACCUCUCCACGGACAGGAGACGUGUGGAAAGGAGGGAGGUGCCGCACCUUUUGCCCCAGCGUCCGGGGCGAUUUGACACCGAGCGCUGCGUGCUGGGGUGCAAGGGCUUCACGGGAGGGCGGCACACCUGGGCAGUGGAGGUGGCAGAUGCAGGACACUGGUGGGUGGUGGGGGUGGCGGCCCGGUCCGUGAGGAGGACAGGGAGCUUCACCUUCAGCCCUGAAAGCCGGAUCUGGGCGGUGGGGAAGCUCAUGGCCCAGUUCCGAGUCUUCACAGCUCCUCACCCCACGCCGCUGCUGCUGGAUCACGUUCCCCAGAGGAUCCAGGUUUUUCUGGACUACGCUACAGGGCAGGUGGUGUUUUCUGAUGCAGACAGUUGGGCCACGAUCUUCAUUUUCCUUCUGUCCCCAUGUUCCGGAGAGAGCCUCUACCCUUGGCUCUGGCUGGGGGAGGCUGGAACCCACCUCAGGGUCUGCACCUGAGCCAGGAGAAGAAAUUGCACCCCAGCAUCUGCCCAACAAAAACUGGAGGCUGAUGCGUGCUUUUCUCUGCCCUUUUGGGCAACCUUCCAUCUUCUUGCCGACUUUCUGUGGUGCCACAGCUUGGGUGGAGCCGCCGCUGCUCCGAGCAAGGGGGAGAAGCCAGAAACGGGGAGAAUUAGGGGCUUCUCUGCCUCACCAGGAAGGACGCAUGGAGCAGAAGGAGAUGUUACUGUGCGUGUAUUGCGUGCUCUUCAGCCCAACUUUCAUAUCACGGGGAUUCGAUCCCAAAUAAUGCAAUUGCUGGAAUUGUGACUAAAAACAAACAAAAAAAGAGCACUCACAACUGCAUUGCAGACACGUGUUUUCUUCAACAGCCAGCCAGCAUGCAGACAGUAUUGCAAGGGCAUCUGGGGCUUCUCCAAGAUGCAGAGGGCUGUCACGGGUGGCUUUUACCUUCCGGGAAUUUAUUGUCAGGCCGGUUCAUGUUUUACCAAAACGCUCAUUAUUAGUCUGAUCGCAGUAGAGACAUUUAUAAGCCACAUCACCCCAAGUUUUCAGGCUGGAAGGGAGGCAGCUGCAGGGGAACGCGGAGAAGGUCUAGAAAUAACAUGCAAGAAGGAGAAGGUGAGUUGGGACCUACUCAAUGUCUCUUCAAGCUGGAACCAAGGUCAUCUUCGGACAGAUUUAAUUAAUGAACAGAAGGUGAUGGACACGGCAAGUCAUUCAUUUGGCUGCAGGGAUGAAUGAAA
This is a messenger RNA of Struthio camelus australis, 2111 nucleotides long. The record is from RefSeq and is a predicted model, not a curated record. NCBI's taxonomy places the organism in Eukaryota, Metazoa, Chordata, Aves, Struthioniformes, Struthionidae.